Messenger RNA from Papaver somniferum (opium poppy), 552 nucleotides. Its product is annotated as polcalcin Jun o 2-like. The record is from RefSeq and is a predicted model, not a curated record. The transcript has a single exon. Gene Ontology annotation, molecular function: calcium ion binding. NCBI's taxonomy places the organism in Eukaryota, Viridiplantae, Streptophyta, Magnoliopsida, Ranunculales, Papaveraceae. Bases 1 to 552 code for a protein of 183 amino acids.
AUGGGCUUUCUAUCUUUUCUCUCGAAGAAAAAGAAAACCGAUAAGACUCCUUCAAUUAGUGGAGGUGAAAAUCCUAGUAGUCGCGCGGCAUUAUCAUCUGUUACUGUGGCAGUGGGAUUUGAAGAAGUGUACAAGAAAUUUGAUGCAGAUGGAGAUGGUAAGAUAUCGUAUCUAGAACUAGGUUCAAUAUUAAGCAGUUUAGGUUACGAAGCAACAGCUGAAGAAUUACAAGUAAUGGUCAAAGAAGUUGAUUCAGAUGGAGAUGGGUUUAUAGAUUUGAAUGAGUUUCUUGAAUUGAAUAAAAUUGAUUCGGAGAAGCAAGUCCAAGAUAUUGAAGAUGCGUUUGCUAUUGUUGAUACUAGUGGUGAUGGUUUCAUUUCUCCAAGUGAGCUUCAGAAGCUUUUGAAAACUUUAGGCGAUGAAUCGUCGUCGAUUUCUGAUUGUAAAAAUAUUAUUCAUAAUUUUGACUGCGAUGGUGAUGGUUUGAUUUCGCUCGAGGAGUUUAAGAAGAUGAUGUUCCAAGGAUCAACAAUCUUGCAAAGCGGAAAUUAA